Medioppia subpectinata is the source of this 1314-nucleotide messenger RNA. NCBI's taxonomy places the organism in Eukaryota, Metazoa, Arthropoda, Arachnida, Sarcoptiformes, Oppiidae. The record is from the annotation of a GenBank genome assembly.
AUGGGACACACAAUCACAGCAUUGGAUAUCAAGAUUAACGAGUUUUUGAAUAUACCAUACGCUGAGCCGCCAAUCGGAAAGCUUAGAUUUUCGCCGCCCCUACCCCUCAAAACACCUAAACAUGUUAUAAUAGACGGCACAAAACCAGGCAAUUAUUGCAUUCAAUCGGCGAUAGGUUUUGGCGGUAUUAAAACAUUUGUACCGCAAAGCGAAGACUGUUUAGUAUUAAACAUAUGGACACCAAAUGUGAACAAUAGUAACGCCAAGCAACCGAAGGGGGCGUUAAAAGCGGUGAUGUAUUCGCUAUACAGCGGAGGGUUAAGUAUUGGUUCAAUAUUUCAAGACUUUUACAACGGAGAUGUGUUGGCCACCAAUGAUGUGGUGGUGGUGUCGGCCAACUAUAGGGUCGGGCCGUUGGGCUUUCUCUACGGCUCGGACGACACGGCGCCCGGAAAUGUUGGCUUUUAUGACCAGUUGUUAGGACUUAAAUGGGUUAGACAAAACAUACACCAAUUUGGUGGAGAUAAAGAUAAGAUUACUAUAUUUGGGUUUAGCGCCGGCAGUUGGUCGGUGUCGGCGCACAUACUCUCCCCGCUAUCCAAAGGCAUGUUUAAAAGGGGUGUUAUGUCCGGCGGAGCCCUGAUGUUCAACAGAGACCGACCGGUGCUCAACACCACUGAAGCGCUUCAAAAAGCCAAACAAUUGGCCAAACGAUUGAAUUGCACCCAAAGUGACAACAAAUGGUCGUUGAAUUGCAAUGAAAGGGACAAUAAAUGGUUAGACUGUUUGCGGACAAUAAAGGACCCGAACGUAUUCAUCGAGCGGUCCAAUUCUACCAUGGUGGUCACUCAUCCAGUUUUUGGCACCAAAUUUCUACCAUUAAUACCGCAAAAAGCAUUUAAAACUGGUCAAUAUAAUUCUGAUGUGGAAAUACUAGCCGGAACGGCCAAAAAUGAGGGAUCAGUACUGAGCCGAUGGGUAAUACCGGAGCUGAAAUACGCGAUAACUGAGCGCCAGUUCCGGGCGUUUGUAAACGUAGUGAACAAUGAAUUUCAUAACAUAGAUGUGGACAAAGUGUCCGAAUAUUAUCUCAGAGGUGUUCACAAAAGCGACUCAAAGCAACUCAAGUCGGCGUUUGAGGCGUUGUUUGGCGAUUUGGUGAUGACGUGUCCCACCAAACCACACGAGGAUUGGCCACAAGUUUGGGAUAAAUCUGUGAUUCGUGUGAAAGACUUGAGUCCAAACGAUAUGACACUUAUUCUCGAGAAUCCAUACGAGAGAACAUGUGAUGGCAUUUGGAAACAAUAUUUUUGA